Mercurialis annua (annual mercury) is the source of this 772-nucleotide messenger RNA. RefSeq lists its product as uncharacterized. The record is from RefSeq and is a predicted model, not a curated record. Lineage: Eukaryota; Viridiplantae; Streptophyta; Magnoliopsida; Malpighiales; Euphorbiaceae. The transcript has a single exon. Bases 217 to 717 code for a protein of 166 amino acids.
AAAUAAUUCGAUUCAAAGCAAGCACGCACUACAAUAAUAAUUCCAAAAAGCAAACGCAUACAGUUUUCCAAAACCGAUCCCUAUCUCUCUCUUUCAAGCAAUACGUCGAACACCUUUAUGACAUUUUAAAUUCAAAAACAUAAUUUAAAUACACAUGGCUAAAGCCACAAAUAAAAACACAGAUAGAGAGGGCAAAAACGGACCUGAAACGAAGAAAUGGCAGCAUUGCAGAAAUUCAAGCUACUCGCUACACAAUGCGGCGUCGUACAGAGUCCUACACGAAGUCCAAGUCCAAGAACAAGCCCUAUCAUUCACCUCCGUCGCAAAAAAACCACUCUCCGUAUGCUUCUCACUCGCUCCUCCACCUCCUCCGGCCGCCGCUCACCUCGUCGACAGCAUGAUCCGUCUCCGAUGAUUCUUCCGCCGCCGGAGAAAAAGAGAGGCACGUUAAAGGACUUGUUCGUUUCGUCUCCGGCGAUGACAUUUGACGACGACGGCGACGAAGAAGAGAAUGUUAAGGGAAAGGUUAGAGAGAUGAAUAUCGGAGGGAAAUGUGAAGUGUUUAGAAUGAGAGUUAACGGUUUAGGUGUUGAACCGGCUGGUUCGCCUAGACCGGGAUGGAUCGGGUUUAGACAUAGGUGUUUGAUUCGGAGAGCUUGGAGGCCAAUGCUUGCCGGAAUUGUCGAAGAAGAUGAUGAUGUGUCAAAUUCUGUUUGACCGAUUUGCCCCUCUGUUGUUAUUAACUAACUGUAGUAAAUAAUUUUUGCUUUCA